GGAACCGCUGUAGUAGCCCGGGAAACGUCGAGCCCGCCCAUGGGCAAGGGGAGGGAUUUCCGGAGCGACUCUUAUUGGGAAAGCAGGACUUCCGGCGGCGGAUCGUUGUUGUAUGCCGGGCGAGCUCAGCAGUCAGUCCGUUCCCCCUCGCAGCAAACAGGGAUGUCACAGCUUGGAUCCCGGGGCCGCCUGUGGCUGCAGAGCCCCGCCGGGGGAGCCCCCCCUAUAUUCCUGCCGUCGGAUGGCCGAGCUCUAGUCCUUGGUCGGGGCCCCCUGACCCAGGUGACGGACCGGAAGUGCUCCCGAAAGCAAGUGGAGCUGGUUGCAGACCCUGAGACCCGGACAGUGGCAGUGAAACAGCUGGGGGUUAACCCAUCAACUGUCGGGGUCCAGGAGUUGAAGCCAGGAUUGUCUGGCUCUCUGAGCUUGGGGGACAUCCUUUAUCUGGUUAAUGGCCUAUACCCCCUGACCCUGCGUUGGGAAGAGAUCAGCACACCCGGAACCCAGCCGGAGACUCCUCCAGGCACGCCUCCUGUGGCUACAGAGGAGGGGGAGGACGCUGAGCCUCAGAAAAAGCGGAUGCAGAAGUCAUCCCCUGGCUGGGAGAGCCUAAAGAACUUACUGGUGUUUACACCAUCUGGGGUGAAACCUCGGGGCAAGGUGGCUGCCUUUGACCUAGAUGGGACCCUCAUCACCACCCGCUCUGGAAAGGUCUUCCCCACUAGCCCUAGUGACUGGAGGAUGCUGUACCCGGAGAUUCCGAAGAAGCUGCAGGAGCUGGGUGCCGAGGGCUAUAAGCUGGUUAUCUUCACCAACCAAAUGGGCAUUGGGCGAGGGAAGCUGUCAGCAGAGGUGUUCAAGGCCAAGGUGGAGGCUGUGUUGGAGAAGCUGGGGGUCCCAUUUCAGGUGCUGGUGGCAACGCAUGCAGGUCUAAACCGAAAACCAGUGAGUGGCAUGUGGGACCAUCUGCAGGAGCAGGCCAACGAGGGCGUGUCCAUCUCCAUCAGGGACAGUGUCUUCGUGGGAGAUGCAGCAGGCCGCCCAGCCCACUGGGCCCCGGGGAGAAAGAAGAAAGACUUUUCCUGUGCAGACCGCCUUUUUGCCCUUAACGUUGGCCUGCCUUUUGCCACCCCUGAAGAAUUCUUCCUUAAGUGGCCAGCAGCCCGCUUUGAGCUCCCAGCCUUUGACCCGAGGACCAUCUCCAGUGCUGGGCCCCUCUAUCUCCCAGAGUCCAGCUUCCUCCUGAGCCCCAACCCAGAGGUGGUGGUCGCAGUAGGAUUCCCUGGGGCCGGCAAGUCCACCUUCAUGCAGGAGCAUCUGGUGUCUGCGGGAUAUGUCCACGUGAACAGAGACACGUUGGGCUCGUGGCAGCGCUGUGUGAGCUCAUGCCAGGCAGCACUGAGGCAGGGGAAGCGAGUCGUGAUUGACAACACUAACCCAGAUGUCCCAAGUCGGGCUAGGUACAUCCAGUGCGCCAAAGAUGCAGGUGUGCCCUGUCGCUGCUUCAACUUCUGUGCCACACUAGAGCAGGCUCGCCACAACAACAGGUUCCGAGAAAUGACGGACCCCUCGCAUGUGCCAGUGUCAGACAUGGUCAUGUUCAGCUACAGGAAGCAGUUUGAGCCACCCACUCUGGCUGAGGGCUUCCUGGAGAUCCUUCAGGUUCCAUUCCGGCUCCGGGCGCAUCUGGACCCCGCGCUGCAGCGACUGUACUGCCAGUUUCUGGAGGGCUGAGCCCACAAUAAACGCUGCCACUGC
Molecule: messenger RNA, 1758 nt
Organism: Acomys russatus (golden spiny mouse)
Lineage: Eukaryota; Metazoa; Chordata; Mammalia; Rodentia; Muridae
Gene: Pnkp
Product: polynucleotide kinase 3'-phosphatase
Exons: 16
Coding region: 40-1734 (564 amino acids)
Biological process (GO): DNA repair
Cellular component (GO): nucleus
Molecular function (GO): double-stranded DNA binding; protein binding; ATP-dependent polydeoxyribonucleotide 5'-hydroxyl-kinase activity
Source: RefSeq, a predicted model, not a curated record